UACUGUCCAAAGCUUUGCAAUUGCCCUGGAAACAGACUCAACUAACAACAACUUGCAAUUCAAAACAGAAAGCCACCCCAUAGCAAUAAGCACCCAACCCAUAGUAGCUCCUACAUCUACACGCGAUCUAGUACAUACACCUCCAGAAGACAACCCAACUCCAAUAGACACAAACGAACACUCCAAUGA
Dentiscutata heterogama is the source of this 189-nucleotide messenger RNA. The record is from the annotation of a GenBank genome assembly. NCBI's taxonomy places the organism in Eukaryota, Fungi, Glomeromycota, Glomeromycetes, Diversisporales, Gigasporaceae.